GAGGAAGAGUAAGGUACUAAACAUAUCAAUAAUAUAACAUAUACAAUGGCCAAAAAGGAAAAGGUAUCGAAGUCAGAAGAAGCUUCUGGUGAAGACAACUACGAAAAGAGAAUGUCUGCCGUUUUACCAUUUGCUAAACCAUUAGCUUCCAAAAAGUUAAACAAAAAGAUAUUGAAGACCGUCAAGAAGGCAUCCAAGGCCAAGCAUGUCAAGAGAGGUGUCAAGGAAGUCGUCAAGGCUUUGAGAAAGGGUGAAAAGGGAUUGGUUAUCAUUGCAGGUGAUAUCUCUCCUGCUGAUGUCAUUUCCCAUAUCCCUGUCUUGUGUGAAGAUUCCUCCGUUACCUAUGUUUUCAUUCCUUCCAAGGAAGACUUGGGUUCUGCUGGUGCCACCAAGAGACCAACUUCUUGUGUUAUGAUCAUCCCAGGUGGUGGUAAGUCCAAAAAGAACUCAGACAAGACCGAUGACUACAGGGAAGCUUAUGAUGAAAUCGUCAAGGAAGUUGCUUCUUCUGAUUAAACGGAGAGUGUAUGCAUCUGAUUAGAUGUAUUGCUUUCUAAUUUACUUUUUCCACCAUCAUAUAUCAAACCUCAUAUUGAAUAAAACCACACCAAAGGUGCACCACCUUCAAUAUUUGUUAACAUCAUUGUCGAUCUAACCUGGUCAUUUCACCCACUUUCUACAUCCCACUUUCUAUAUUGUAAUUUUAGUAGAUAAAAAUAUAUAAAACAGUUUCGUAUAAA
This is a messenger RNA of Spathaspora passalidarum NRRL Y-27907, 740 nucleotides long. RefSeq names its product snoRNA-binding protein (gene NHP2). The record is from RefSeq and is a predicted model, not a curated record. Lineage: Eukaryota; Fungi; Ascomycota; Pichiomycetes; Serinales; Debaryomycetaceae. The transcript has a single exon. Gene Ontology annotation, biological process: snRNA pseudouridine synthesis; rRNA pseudouridine synthesis. The coding region runs from base 46 to 516 and encodes 156 amino acids. Gene Ontology annotation, molecular function: box H/ACA snoRNA binding. Gene Ontology annotation, cellular component: box H/ACA snoRNP complex; nucleolus.